Messenger RNA from Rhipicephalus microplus (southern cattle tick), 2712 nucleotides. RefSeq names its product zinc finger protein 569-like. The record is from RefSeq and is a predicted model, not a curated record. NCBI's taxonomy places the organism in Eukaryota, Metazoa, Arthropoda, Arachnida, Ixodida, Ixodidae.
AUGAGUAAACCAUCUCAUUUUCUUUGCGCAGCGUCACAGUCUUUUAGCCAUCCAAGACGUGUCCACCACUGCGAUGUGUGUGGCUUUGAGGCCGAUCGGCUUUCUAAAUUGGAACGACACUCGAGGGUUCACACAGGCGAGCGGCCGUUUCCGUGUCCUUCAUGCCCCCGGCACUUCACACAGAAGUCAUCGCUGAAGACUCAUCUUCGCAUCCACAGUGGAGAGCGGCCGCACGAAUGUCACUUCUGCCCUCAAAGCUUCACGGUAAAAGGCACACUGAAACAACACUUGCUUAUCCACACGGGCGAGCGGCCAAUUCGAUGUCCUCUAUGCCCGCGGGCAUUCAGGCGGAGACCCCACCUCAAACGUCACAUGCUCCAGCACGGACGACAGUCAUUUCAGUGCUAUGUGUGUGUACUUCUCUGUACAGGCCGUGGCCGUGUUGGACUAUGCCAUAUGAGUCGCCUUCUGGCGAUAGUAAUCAGUCUCAUUUUCUUUGUGCAGCAUUGUGGACUUUCAGCCUUCCCGCAACUGCGGCUGCCGAGAAACCGUUUCCGAGACGCCGCCACCAAUGCUGACUCCUGCGCCUACGCGACAGAUUUUAUUUCUAAUCUGAAACAACACUACAGGGUUCACACGGGCGAGCGGCCGUUUCAGUGCCCUUUGUGCACCCAGAGCUUCACACAGAAGGCAUCACUGAACACACACCUGCGCAUCCACACCGGCGAGCGGCCGCAUAAAUGUCACUUCUGCCCUCAGAGCUUCUCGCAAAAGUGCUCGCUGAAGGUUCACCUGAGCAUUCACACAGGCGAGCGGCCAUAUCCGUGCCCUUUGUGCCACCAGGCUUUUAGGCUCAGACACCAUCUCAAAAUACACAUGCGUCAGCAUGAAUAAUGGUGACCGUUUCUGUGCAAGUUCUGCUGUAUGAAUUUUUUCAACAAAUACAAAUUUGACUUAUUAUUCAACCAAUAAUUCCAAAGCAGUAUAGCGUUUCUCAGUUAACUUUGUGGAAUAACACUAAAGGGAUAGUGUCACCAAUUUUCAAAGCCGAAUUUACUCCACCAUACAAAUCUCCUGUACACGGGAUCUCACUUAUGCUUUGAGCACACGUGAAGCUGAAUAAAUGCUGAUAAGAUUUUGUAUUGAUAUUAAUGUGAAUGUUUGUUUAAUGCAAUCACCCACUAAAAUUGAAACUAGCAGGUCAUCAGGCAACAAUGUCAAAUUUAGUGACGUUACGCGCCAUUAUGGCUAGUUGUGAUGACAUGAGGCACCAAAACGGAAAAAAUGGCCGCUUGCACGUUUCUAAUGGAGCACCACACCCGCGUGGCCAUAGAAACAUCACGCUGUCUUGUGCAGGCACAUGACGAGAAGCUUGUAUCAUUUUGUGGUGUCAGGAUGCAGUAUGAACCAAAACUAGUUUUUAAUAAUGUGUUUCCAAUUAAUUUUUCAUGGUACAUUCAUGCUUACCAGUAUGUUUCCUGGUAUCUUGAGGACCUGGUCUUUCAUUUAUCACAAAAAUACACUAGAGAGUUUUUUUAUCGGUACUCUUUUAAAGCUGCCAGCCCAGUCAUGACAAGAUGGUUCAAUUACUGUUACUAGAGCACUGUUAUGAACGUAUCAGUGAUAUCUGUAGUUUUUUUAUUGUUUCUAUAUAGUGUUCCUCAGUGACCAUUGAAAUCUUCCUCAUAUUGUAGCUCGAUGAAAAGUUCUCUAUUUGCUGAUAAACCAUACAUCUAUGUUGUCAGCUUCUCAAGUUCUUUGCGGAAGCCUCUCACAUGAACUCGCACGAUAAGAGUACCAUAAGGUGCACACGGUUCACGGAUUGUAACACGACACAAAUACUUUUAAUGUAAUGACUGGUAUGCGCAUUCGCUUGAAAUAACUGCGCUAUGUUGUUGUGAAUCUGGUUGCUGAAAAUAAUGUUGGCUCUGAUGUAAGUGUUCGAGCUCAAGUUAUGUCGAUAUGACAUGAAUUGAGGAUAGGCGAACCGAAAGUAUGUGGAUUACUUGGCUCUCGGCUGUUAUGUCUGAAUCCACGAGUACUGCACUUUUUUUUUUUCUCAGUUGGGGUCUGAUUUGGGAAUGUACAUGUAUACCAUCAUAUAUAUGGUGUUUAAUAUCAAUUCCAGUUGUGAUAAGAUGUUGUCAUGCUCUUUACAUUGUGGUGUCUUGAUGAAAAGCAUGUAGAAGAGCAAGCUGCGAUUGUGCAUGCUCCUAAGCAUGGGCGAGAGUGGAGGGAGAGAGGGAAGUGGGUCAUUCAAAUUAAGGAAGGCUGUGUGCACAGCUCCGUAGAAAUGGAGAGUGUAGGCACACAGCAUACUGGGAGAAACUUGGAACCGAAAGCGUGGUCAUUCUUGGAAUAGUUUUGUUGCCCAAAUACAAAGGCAAUAUCAGUGCAUGCACCUUACUAGUCAAUAGCCUAUGACCCAUUAAUUUUGCUGGUUGCGUCACUUGUGCUCUCUCUGCCUGCUUCUGUGGGUCUCUACAGUCUCGUAACAUGAGUAUUUUGCAACAGCGCAAUCUCAGUAACACUGUUUUCUCACUUCUGUUACUCUAUUCAUCGUAACAUCAUUGCAGAAGCCAGAAUUGACAGUUGUUGAGCAACUUUGGUGGCUGCUUGUACAUGCAUCACUCCAUAAUGAUUCUCAAUUUUAUAGCACAGUAGGCGAUUUGCACAAUAUACAGUACCAAUAAAACCUUCAACCUUUCCUUG